AUGCUUCCAUACUUCUUUAUGAUGGCAGCAACAUUUGCGGCCGCGAUAACUCGCCGAGGCCUCAAUUGGGAUUAUGAUAACGACAAAAUACGAGGUGUAAACCUUGGUGGCUGGUUUGUCCUCGAACCAUAUAUCACCCCAUCAUUAUUUGAUGUUUUUGGUUCCAAUAUCCCAGUGGAUGAGUACCACUAUUGUCAGCAACUAGGCAAGCAAGUGUGCCAAGAAAGACUCGAAACUCACUGGAAAACUUGGUACACGGAAGACGACUUCAAAUCUAUCAAAGAUGCUGGUCUCAAUGCCGUAAGAAUCCCCAUUGGAUAUUGGGCAUAUGAACUUUUGGACAAUGAUCCUUACGUCCAGGGCCAAGACAAAUACUUGGAACAGGCAUUGGAGUGGUGUAGAAAUAACGAUCUUAAGGCAUGGAUCGACUUGCACGGUGCUCCUGGAUCACAAAAUGGGUUUGAUAACUCGGGACUUCGUGGUCAAGUUCAAUUCCAAUGGGGCAACAAUGUCCAGGUGACUCUUGAUGCCUUGAACAAAAUCUUCAAAAAGUACGGUGGAUCCGAUUACGAGGACGUUGUCAUUGGAAUUGAGGCCCUCAACGAACCCUUGGGUCCUAGUCUUGACAUGAACAAACUCAAAGACUUUAUUAAUCAAGCAUACUCAAACCUUCGUGACACAGGAUCUGUACAGGCAUUGGUUGUGCAGGACGCAUUCCAGUCAAAUACUUACUGGAAUGAUCAAUUGCAAACCCCCAAUGCUUGGAAUGUGGUAAUUGACCACCAUCACUAUCAGGUAUUUUCUCCUUCACAACUCCAGACUUCAAACAAGGACAGAAUAAACAACGCCUGUAUGUGGGGCUGGAGCCUGAAGGAAGAGUCCCACUGGAAUGUGGCUGGCGAAUGGUCGGCUGCGUUAACAGAUUGUGCUAGGUGGCUCAAUGGUGUUGGCCGUGGUGCCAGAUGGUCAGGAAACUACGAUAACAGUCCAUACAUUGGCUCAUGUGACCCAUAUACCGACGUUGCCAAUUGGCCCAGUGAUUACAGAACCGAUGUCCGCAAAUAUAUCGAGGCUCAAUUGGAUGCAUUCGAAGUUGCUGCCGGAUGGUUUUUCUGGAAUUGGAAAUGUGAAGAUGCCAUCGAAUGGGACUUUAAGCGGUUGACAGCUGCUGGGGUAUUUCCAAGUCCUGUCACCGAAAGAACCUAUCCCAACCAAUGUAAAUUCUAG
This is a messenger RNA of Meyerozyma guilliermondii ATCC 6260, 1227 nucleotides long. It is a transcript of the gene XOG1, whose product is annotated as glucan 1,3-beta-glucosidase. Gene Ontology annotation, biological process: glucan catabolic process. The coding region runs from base 1 to 1227 and encodes 408 amino acids. The record is from RefSeq and is a predicted model, not a curated record. The transcript has a single exon. Gene Ontology annotation, cellular component: cell surface; extracellular region. Gene Ontology annotation, molecular function: glucan exo-1,3-beta-glucosidase activity. NCBI's taxonomy places the organism in Eukaryota, Fungi, Ascomycota, Pichiomycetes, Serinales, Debaryomycetaceae.